This is a messenger RNA of Phasianus colchicus (ring-necked pheasant), 1088 nucleotides long. Lineage: Eukaryota; Metazoa; Chordata; Aves; Galliformes; Phasianidae. The record is from RefSeq and is a predicted model, not a curated record.
GGGGCAAAGCAGCCCUUGGGCUUGUGGGUGCCCUAUGGGUGUGAGGUGGCAGAAGCCGACAGCUGUGGGUGUUGGAUCGGGGGCUGCUGGGGGGUGAGGACCCCCCCCCAAACGCCCUCCAUCAUCCCCACAGCAGCACCUCCCGCGGCCCCCGCAGCCGCGCUGCCGCCAUGAACUGCCGUGCCGAAGUGCUGGAGGUGUCGGUGGAGGGCAGGCAGGUGGAGGAGGCCAUGCUGGCCGUGCUGCACACAGUCCUGCUGCACCGCAGCACGGGGAAGUUCCACUACAAGAAGGAGGGCACCUACUCCAUCGGCACUGUUGGCACUCAGGACGUGGAUUGCGACUUCAUCGAUUUCGCCUACGUUCGUGUUUCCUCGGAGGAGCUCGACCGGGCUCUGCGUAAAGCUGUGGGGGAAUUCAAGGACGCGCUGCGCAGCUCAGGCAGCGACGGGAUGGGGCAGAUCUCCUUGGAGUUCUACCAGAAGAAGAAAUCCCGUUGGCCCUUCUCGGAUGAGUGCAUCCCCUGGGAGCUGUGGACCAUCAAAGUGAACGUGGUGAACCUGGCCAACGAGCAGGAGAGGCAGAUCUGCCGCGAGAAGGUGGGCGAGAAGCUGUGCGAGAAGAUCAUCAACAUCGUGGAGGUGAUGAACCGCCACGAAUACCUGCCCAAAAUGCCCACGCAGUCCGAGGUGGACAACGUCUUCGACACCAGCCUGAAGGACGUGCAGCCCUACCUGUACAAGAUCUCCUACCAGAUCACCGACACGCUGGGCACCUCCGUCACCACCACCAUGCGGCGCCUCAUCAAGGACACGCUGGCUCUGUAGGACCCCUGGAUGUGGGGUGCGUCCCCCUGGAGGUGCUUCCCACCUUUUGUGGAGCGUUUUUGGGAUCCUCUGUCCCUCCUCUCUGCUUCUGGGAGCUUCUGUGAGGAGCUGGGCUGGGCCUGCCCCAAUAAUUGUGGGGUGCUGCUCCCGUGGUGCUCACCUGAUCCGAGGAACUGGCUCGGCAGCCCCGAAGGUGGGUGAGUGGCUGCCCCACACCCUGCCUUCCUCUGGGGCAGAAAUAAAUUAUUUCCCUUUUCCCAU